CACGAUCGACGCUGCCACGUCAAAAUCGCUCACGAAGCGAAUGAAGCAGCAAUUUCGGCAUUUUAUUGUGUGUCGUCUUCCGAGUAGGCUAGUGCAGGAUAUUAUAAUAAUCAGUCCAAAAUGCGUGUAAUACUAUUUUCACUAGCCAUAGCCUUCAUAGGUGUUGCGCUCGGAGACGAGGUUCAAACAGAAGACAAUGUAUUAGUUCUCACGAAAAGCAACUUCGACAGUAUUGUUUCUACAACAGAUUUCAUCUUGGUGGAAUUCUAUGCACCAUGGUGCGGCCAUUGCAAGUCUCUAGCGCCGGAAUACGCCAAGGCUGCAACAAAACUGGCGGAGGAAGAAUCUCCGAUCAAGUUGGCUAAGGUGGACGCCACGCAAGAGCAAGAUCUUGCUGAGAACUAUGGAGUUAGGGGCUACCCAACGCUCAAAUUCUUCAGAAAUGGCAGUCCUGUUGACUAUUCAGGUGGUCGGCAAGCUGAUGACAUUGUUGCCUGGUUGAAGAAGAAGACUGGUCCACCUGCCAUUGAGGUCACAUCUGCUGAGCAAGCCAAGGAGCUUAUUGCUGCCAACCCAGUCAUUGUCUUUGGUUUCUUCACCGACAAGGAAGCGGCUAAGGCUAAAGCUUUCCUUGGAAUUGCUGCUAUUGUUGAUGACCAAAUCUUUGCCAUCGUCCAAGAUGAGAAACUGGUGAAGGAGUUGGAGGCUGAGAACGAAGAUGUUGUUCUAUUUAAGAACUUCGAAGAGCCCCGUGUCAAGUACGAAGCGGAGAAAUUCGACGAGGACCUGUUCAAAUCAUGGGUGUUUGUCAACAGCAUGCCCACCAUUGUGGAGUUCUCCCACGAGACCGCUUCCAAGAUCUUCGGAGGACAGAUCAAAUACCACCUCCUUCUGUUCCUGUCCAAGAAAAAUGGUGAUUUCGACAAGUACCUGGAAGACCUGAAACCCGUUGCCAAGGCCUACCGCGACAGGAUCAUGACUGUGGCGAUCGAUACCGAUGAGGAUGACCACCAGAGGAUCCUGGAAUUCUUCGGCAUGAAGAAGGACGAAGUUCCAUCAGCGCGUCUCAUCGCCCUGGAACAAGACAUGGCCAAGUACAAGCCUCCCACCGACGAGAUCACAGCCAACAGCAUCGAGGAGUUCGUGCAAUCCUUCUUCGCCGGCACCCUGAAACAGCACCUGUUGAGCGAAGACCUGCCUUCGGACUGGAACGCCAAGCCUGUGAAAGUGCUCGUCGCCACCAACUUUGAUGAAGUGGUCUUCGACGAGGGCAAGAAGGUGCUGGUCGAGUUCUACGCACCUUGGUGCGGCCACUGCAAACAGCUCGCGCCCAUCUACGACAAGCUGGGCGAGCAUUUCGAGAAGGACGAUGACGUCAUCAUCGCCAAGAUGGACGCCACGGUCAACGAACUCGAGCACACCAAGAUCACGUCGUUCCCCACCAUCAAACUGUACACUAAGGACAAUCAGGUGCGCGAGUACAACGGUGAGAGGACGCUGGCCGGCCUCACCAAGUUCGUGGAGACUGACGGAGAAGCCGCCGAGGCCACACCUAGCGUGAGCGAAUUCGAAGAGGAGGAGGAGGCCCCAGCGAGGGACGAGUUAUAAGCUCAUCAACCCUUAUGACACUUCCAUAGCAUAGGCCUGUAUAGAUUAUAAUUUACUUUUAUACUUAAUCUACACUAUAAUGUUUGCAUUUCAUUCGCUAGACUGUUAUUUCUAAAACGUUGAGGUUGUACCAACUAUGUUAAGUCUUUGAUAUUCAGGUUAAUACUCUGUCUUCUUUCAUCAUUUCUCGUCAAUUUAUUUAUUCGGUAAACGCAUAAUUUAUUUGACGGACGGACAACAGCAUUACUUAGUUUGUGUACAAUGUAUUUAUAAUUUCUGUAUCAUAAUGGGAUAUCCUUACAUUCCUUAGUACAAGUUGUGUUACAUCGAACAAUGUUGUUGUAAGUUAUUUUUUUUUUAAUAAAAGUGAAUAUUAUAUUUUCAUCACAAACAGAUUCUAUUUAAGACUAAACCAAUGAUAUAUUUUUAUUUAAAUUUCGUAGAAUUUUAAGAAUUUAUUUCAAUGUGUUAAAAACUGUAACUGAUUUGUAUGAAAAUUUAUCUCAGUCCAUAUAUUUAUAUAAAUGUCAAUGUGUAAAUAUUGAUUGAAUUGCCAAACCUGCGUUGUGUAUCUAUUGUGGAUACAGAAAUUGAUAAAUAAAUAAUAAUAGAAAAUAUUUUUUUUUCUUUUAUGCCUUUCCCAAGUCAUUAAACAAAUAAUUUGGUUUUCAGAAAUUAAUAUUAAAUGUUAUUGGGACAUAGAAAAAGUAAAAGUCAUGUUUGCGUGAUAAUUAUUUUAUUAUCUUAAAUACAUACAACGAUUAUUACAACAUAACUUUUAAAUAACGUUAAGCUUGUUCACUUAAAUUAUCACAUUAAUACCAAAAGAACAUUUAAUUGAGACAAUCAUGGAAUGGUCCGAUUAACUUAUUAGCAUACACGUCACUUUGGUAUAGGGGUUAACACAGUAAGGUAACUUUUGUUACUGUAAACCUAUUUUUAGUAGCGGAUACCUCGCAUAAUUAGUUUUUUUUUAUCCACAAUAAUAAUUGCAAAAUAUUUACCACAAUUUCUGGAGAAUUAUAUAUUAGUAAGACGAGGGCUUAUUUAAAAAACUAGGCCAUAAUUAGUUAUUAUAUUCACAAAAUAUAAAAUAAUGUUAUAAAACAUACGCAGAAGGACCAACAACCGCCACUAAAAAUAAAUAGUACAGUGGACUUGGGACUUUUUUAUGGAACAAGGUAACUGCCAUAUUGUAAUCAGGAAAGAGAAAAUAUUAAUUUUGAGAAAAAAAUGUUUAUUUGAAUCCAUUAAUAGGUAUCAUUCAAUUUAACAUUCAUUUGAAAUAAUUGUUAAUUUUGUGUUUGUUUAUACAGUCCAGAACAUUGGUUUACACGAUUUCCAGCUGUUCUUCAUUCAUAUUGUUCCAUAUCUGAGGUCAAACCAACGCUGACUUGGCUGUAGUGUACAACCAUACACAAAACAUGCGAUUAAUAUACGCCUUUGACUGAGAUACAUCUACAUUAUAUAACUCAAUAUUUAAUUCCUGAUACAUUAAUACAUACAUCAUGUUUUGGGAACAUAUUUGUAGGGAAAUGUAGAAUUGGUAUUAGGGCAGGCAGUGGAUUUACGUUACAACAUUUGUAAUUAU
Messenger RNA from Amyelois transitella, 3199 nucleotides. It is a transcript of the gene Pdi, whose product is annotated as protein disulfide-isomerase. NCBI's taxonomy places the organism in Eukaryota, Metazoa, Arthropoda, Insecta, Lepidoptera, Pyralidae. Gene Ontology annotation, cellular component: endoplasmic reticulum. The record is from RefSeq and is a predicted model, not a curated record. Gene Ontology annotation, biological process: response to endoplasmic reticulum stress; protein folding. The transcript is spliced from 10 exons. Bases 121 to 1608 code for a protein of 495 amino acids. Gene Ontology annotation, molecular function: protein disulfide isomerase activity.